Linum trigynum is the source of this 7687-nucleotide messenger RNA. NCBI's taxonomy places the organism in Eukaryota, Viridiplantae, Streptophyta, Magnoliopsida, Malpighiales, Linaceae. The record is from the annotation of a GenBank genome assembly.
CACUUUAAACGCAUAACAACGCUCAAUUUUCAAACAUACAACACACCCGUAACCGAAAACACUUGAAAAGCUACGAGUUCAUGCUGUAUCUGUAUAGACAUAAAGAAAUGUUUAAGACAAUUGAAUCACUACAUACACUUACAAUGCUACACAAACACAAGUUUGUACCUUAAAACUAAGCUCCAACCAAGUACUGUACGGUCAACAAACAAGUAUAUACAUCCUCAAUAGAUUCUCAUUUUUUCCCAUCCUAAUUGCCACAUUAUGGUCGUUAUAGCUCUCCCUUGUAGACACACACACACUAGAGAUAGAGAGAGAGACACAGCCACUUUUUGGUCUUCAACUUUUCCACAACAGAGUAAAGACAAAAAAAAAAAAGAGCAAAGAACGAAAAGCAAAAGCCCUCUCUCCCUCUCUCCAAAGAAAAAGAAAAAAAAAUGGUUUCCUGCAGAACAGAAGCCACUUCACAUGCAAACCACUUUCACACUCUCUCUUCCUAACACGAAAAGCAUCAAAUCCCCGCAAACCAACACUCCCUCCUUUUUCCCUCCUCCAUAAAACCCACAACACAAAUCCACCUUCUUCCCACUCCACCUUCUCUCCCACUCCAUUCACAAUCUCUCCACACCAUAGAACCUUACUCACUUCAAUACAACAGCAACCCAACAGCUAAAAACACAGAAAACAACUACAUUACGGCGACAAAACCUAGCUAGCUGCCAAACCAAACCAUGAGAGCAGCAGGAAUCUGCAGCAUACAGCAGGGCCUGACCCCAGAGGCAGCAGCUACCGUCAAACAAGCCAUCAGCCUCGCCAGGCGCCGCGGCCACGCUCAGGUCACGCCCCUCCACGUCGCCAGCGCAAUGCUCGCCUCCUCCGGUGGGCUCUUCCGGCGGGCCUGCCUCCAGGCCCAUUCCCACCCUCUCCAGUGCAAAGCCCUCGAGCUCUGCUUCAACGUCGCCCUCAACCGCCUCCCUGCCUCCACCACGGCCCACCUCCUCGCCGCCGGCCCACACCACCACCACCACCAUUCCUCUACCUACUACCCUUCCCUCUCCAACGCCCUCGUCGCCGCAUUCAAGCGGGCCCAGGCCCACCAGCGCCGCGGGUCCGCCGAGAACCAGCAGCAGCCCAUCUUAGCUGUCAAAAUCGAGGCCGAGCAGCUCGUCAUCUCCAUCCUCGACGAUCCCAGCGUCAGCAGGGUCAUGAGGGAGGCCGGAUUCUCCAGCCCACAGGUCAAAAUCAGAGUCGAGAAGACCAUCAAUCAUAACAACAACAACAAUAACACUACGACCAACAAACACAGCAAUAAAAACGCUGCUACAAGUUCUGCUGCUCUCGAUGUGGUACGUAGUAGUAACGAUUACAAGCCCCCUCCACAUCAUCACCAAAUGAGGAUGAUGUCCGUUCCGAAUUUCGGACAUCAUCAGCUAGUGGUACCAAAAUCAGCUCCCGUGGAUCACUACAAUGUGAGGGAGGAGGAUGUGACUGCUGUUUUGAAUGCAAUGAUGGCGGGGAAAUCGAGGAGGAACAUUGUGGUGACAGGGGAGUGUGUGGAUACAAGCGAGGCUGUGGUUCGAGCCGCGAUGGACAGAGGCGCUGCUGCUGCUGCUGCUGCGGAGUUGAGGUCAGCGCGGUUCGCUAGCCUUCCUCUAUUCACCCUGGCCAGCCUGUCGAGGGCGGAGAUUGAUCGGAAGAUUUUGGAGUUGAGGUGUAAUUACCUCCUGACGACGAAGACGUCGUCAGGGGUUGUUGUUCUGUAUGUUGGUGACGUCAAAUGGGUGGCUGAUUUCUGGUCUAGUUACGGGGAGCAGAGCAGGUACAUGAUGAACAGAAGUAGUUUGUAUUACAGCUCAAUGGAGUAUGUGAUCAUGGAGAUCAAGAAGCUGGUUAGAGAUUACAGCAAGCAAUUGGUGGUGGUGGGGAUUGCUUCUUUUCAGGCGUACAUGAAGUGCAAAGCAGGGCAUCCUUGUCUGGAAGAUCUUUGGGAGCUUUCCUCGCUCACUGUCCCCGUGGGGAGCGGGCUCAGCCUCUGCCUCAAUUUCGACCUCCAAUCCCCCAAAGGAAGGGAGAAUCGGCCGCCAAUGGAAUCUUCAGCUGCUAUCAAUUUCGGUGAAGAAUGUCGAAGCGAUUAUGGAGGUAAAGAGCCCACCAAACCCACAUCCAGCUUGCCUUCUUGGCUCCUGCAGUGCAAGGAAGAGACCGCUGCUGCUGCAGCGAACGAUGAAAACAGAGUGUUCACAUUCUUCGACAUCUUCGAACCGGCCAAAAACAAGAGAUUCGCUCACCGUAACAGCAACAAUUUGUGGGGGAGCAGCAGCAGGAAUCAAAGUCCUGAUAGUAGUACUAGCAAUUGCUGUACUACCACAAAGCCAGAUCUUCUAUCCAACCCAAACUCCAGCCCCAACUCUGCUUCGUCGAGCGAGGUCAGCGACCAUGGCGAAGACGAGGACAGGAGCUUCAAGGAGUUCAAUGGCGUCAAUUUGCAGAUCCUCUGCCGUGCUCUGGAGCAGAAAGUCCCCCAUCAGAGGGAGAUCAUCACGGAGAUCGCCACCGCGGUUUUGGAAUGCAGGUCGGGGAUGAAGAGACAGAAGCUAAGCAGCAGAGCAGCAGAGAGAAGAGAAGAAACUUGGCUGAUGUUUGAAGGGGAAGAUUGCAGAGGCAAAGAGAGCGUGGCGAGGGAGCUAGCUCGAGUCGUGUACGGUAGCAGCCAGGCCGGUUUCGUCGCGAUUAAGAACAGUGGUAAUGAUGAUCUUGAUCUCAGUGAGACAUAUGUCGAACACCUUGGGCUGGCCCUGAAUGAGAAUCCUCACAGGGUGUUCUUCAUUGAAGAAAUUGAUCAAACUUGGAGCAAUGCUGAGAAGGGGAUGAGGAAAGCCAUACGGACGGGAAGGGUAACGCUCCGUGGGGGAGAAAGCGUGCCACUGAAGGACGCCAUUGUCAUCUUCAGCUGCAAAAGCUUCGGCCAAUAUCAGUCGUCGUCUCCAUGUCCCAGCAGAAAGAGGAAACGUGGGGGUGAGAGCAAUGGGGAAGAUGAGCAUCAUGGGCUGAUUCUGUCGCUGGACUUGAAUAUGAGCAUUGACGACAGUAGCGAAAUUGGGGAUGAUGAUGAUCAGCAGGGCAGCAAUGGAGUUUUGCAACUGGUGGAUGGCAGGGUUGUUUUCAAAGUUCAUGGUGAUCAAGAGUUGUAGUUUGGUUGUUUUUUUAUUUCCUCUGUUUUUUCAUCAAGUGUAGCGUUUCAAGUCCUGAAAUUUGUUCAUUAGGCUCUGGGGAACCAAACAGAAGAAGAUUGGUGGUGACAUUUUGGGGUGGGGAAAGGGAACUGACAAUGCAAAUACAAGGGCUUAGCAGUAGUAUAGAGAGUGGCUGUAUAUUUUUCUAAUAUAAUGUAUAAUUACAGUGCUUAAUUGUGACUCUGAGAGUUAAGUUUCAGUUUUUGUGAUUGUUCAUGGGCAAAUCUUUCAAGGUUGGUAAAUGGCAAUAGAUGUUUUAUAAUAUACAAACACUUACAAGCAUAUUCCAAUAGACCACAUAUGCUAAAACGCGAGGAAUAAACAAGGGUAACGAGUACUUUUGAAGUAUACCGUACUUUAAAUUAUAAGAUCGUUGGAUUUGAGUAACCAUUGACAAUAAAAUCAGAUUAAUGGUAAAUCAAAAGAUAAUAUACGCUUUGUUAUAUUUUGGAAUUAAAGAGUUUCAAUGGACAAAAUGCUCAUAUAUCGUGGACAACUAUAGUAUAAUUUCGUAUCAUCAUGGUAUAUAUAUGUGACUAUAGAAACGUAUUUAGAAAAACCAAAAUUGUUUUAUCCACAACUGAAAUCAAUUUUUAGUGCAAUUUUUUUUAUAAUUUAAAUUAAGAACAAAAUAUGCAUGGAGUAAUCAAAAUUGUAAACUGAAAAUAGUCAUUUAAACUCCAUACUUAUUUUGAUUGAUCCUAAAAUAAUUAUGGAUUUUGAAGCAUUCCCUUCAUACACAGACAAGAUAUGGAGAUGUGUUAUCAUAACAUGCUAUGAACUUGUGAUUUAUAUUGCACUCCACAGGCAAUUGACGAAACCUUUUUUUUUUUUUUGGUGGAUCUUCCUUUUUUGGUCCUUUUGAGAUAGAAUUUCUUGUCUUGAAAGAAACAUUAAAGAGAGUUCAAAGAAGAAGAAAAACAUUAAAGGAGACAUCUUUUUGCUACUUUUCUUCAUUUUGUGAACUAUAAGCAAAACAUCUUUCAGUAAUUUUUGAUUUUCCAUCCCACUUUGGUCUCCCCAAAAUAAACAUAUAAAACAAACCGUUUUCGCUUUCCAUAAUAUAUCUUUCUUGGUUGUUUUUUUCUGCACUGCAUGUAGACUACUAAUUAGUAAUUAUCUUAGUGUCUAACCCGGUGUCAUGCAAGUAUUUGUUAAUUAAGAUUGAGCUUAUAUAUCCAAGGCAAAAUCUAUGAUGGUUUUCAAGAUUUGUUUUGUGUUGAAGUUGGUAGUGUUGAAUGGUAUUAUUCUCGUGAGGAUUUCCAGGUUUGAAAUAAAUAUAAAAACAAUCAUUGAUAAGGUUAAGAUCGCAUGGAACGGGUUGAGUCAUUUUUCAGGAAAUAGCACAGGUGAGGUCUGAAUUUCGAGUUAAGAGUUUAGCUUACUUUUUAGAUAGAAUAAACAGUAUGAUAACUAAUUUAGUGGUUAGAAGACCCUCUAUGAGUUAUCAAUUAGGUAAACGAUUGUAUCGUUUUGGUCCUAGUGAGCUUGGGAAAAAAAAGAAAGAAGGGAUUAGACCAUAUUAAAAAGGUUUCCAAUCCUACAACAGGAUAGGAUAUACUCCUUUAAUUUUCCAAGUUAGUUUUCUUUUGACUAUCUAAGAUAACUUAAAUAGUGGAAAAUGUUUGAUCUGGGAGAAGGAAGAUCAUGCAUAUAUAUAUAGGUUAAGUCCAUAUUAACGGCUAGCUGCGGGCCAGCAAAUGCGCCCCGCUGCAUGCUGCUGCAAACCAGUAGUGGAGUUACGUGGUUGGAGUAACGAUCAUAAAUCAAUCUCGCUUCUUCUUCUGACUCGUAUUUCCCUAUAGUAACGAAUGUGUAUUUUAAGGGAACGUUUUUCGAAAUAUGAAAACACGUGAUUGUUUAUGAAAAUAAAAUUUGUAUUAAUAGUUAUUUUUUCUAUUAAUAAAUUAUUUAUUUUAAAUUAUAUGUAAUGGAAUAUUUAUUUAUAUAUUGAAAAAAAGAACACCCUAGUUCAUGGCUCCUCCAUCGAAGUUUGGUUGUACAUAAGACUAUACUAUAAUGGUAUGAAAAUGUAUCAUUGUGAUAUGAACAUAUCAUGGUGUAUGAUACAUGUAUACACGAUAGUAGCAAUAUAAGCGAUAGUAGCAAUAUUCUUUCCAAAAAUAUAUCAAAGUCUAUAGAGCUCAUGAUAAAUUUGUUCUUUCUGCGAAACAAUUUUAGUAUUUUGAGUUAAAAACGAAGGUGGUAUGAGAUUUUUCUUCUUCUUAAAAAGAGAUAAAAUAAAUAAAUAUAAUUUUGCAGAUCAACGAACUCGUUCCAUCUCUAGCAAAAAAAAAAAUCAGUUUGAAACAACGAUACACAUCAAUUAAAAAUAGAGAAAAUAAAAGACAUUUUUAUCGCACCCCUUCAGUCUGACCCUAUUCAAAAAUCAAAUGACCAGAUCUAAUAACAAAUGCGUGAACAAGAGCUAUGCACCCUAAAACGCCCGGCCGGGGCGUGACUAAAUGUCUUUGAAAAGUUAUCAUUUAUCAUAUUAGGAUGGAAAAGCAUACAAAUUAAUGAAAAAAUCUUAUCUAACACUUUUUUUCCCUAUAUUUGUAUCACUCUCCAUUAUAGCCCACUUCCUUUUGAGCGACAACCCUCUGGCUGGGUGAUGUUGUGGCUUAGCUUUAUGUCAUUGGAGUAGAUCGAUGGAUCGAUCAGUCACAUAAUUAUUAAUUAUCUCUCUUUGUGAUUUUGCCUUAAUAUAAAUUGUAUUGCCGCCUAACUAAAUCCAGAUAGAUAGAUAGACAUCAAAGCAGGAAACAUUUGAUCAACAAAUGAUAAAAGGAAUGGGUGGGAAAAGAGAUGCAAAAGCAGGAAACCCAACCCCCACUUUUCCUCAGCUGCUGCUGUAUUCUUUUUAGGAAGAGUCACUAACUAACUAUAAUGCGCUAAAAAGUACUCAAAAAAACCACCACCCACAAAAUCUCAUAGCUAAUAAUAACAUGUGCAUCUAUUUUUACUUAUUAUUAUUCUUGUAUAUGUUUAUUUGCAGGCGUUAUAAACGCGCUGCUACGGAUCGGGAAAUCGCCGGAAUCGAUAAAGCAAGAAUACAAAAGCGAGAAUCGAAAAACACAGACACACGAUUUACGUGGUUCACUAACACGAUGUGUGUUAGCUACGUCCACGGGCGAAAGAGAGCCAGUUUCACUACAUCGAGAAGAUUACAGAUUACAGAGGAGUAUGAGAAGUAUUUAUAGUACUUCUCCAUGUGGGUCUAAACCUAAUCCAAUCUGGCAAAGGAAACGGUUACAGACCAGGCCCAGAACCCGAACCCAAAUAACAUUGAGCCCAGCGAGACUCCCGAUUACCCGUCGUAGCGGCUGAUAGUCCGAUUCAAGUCACAUCAACCACAGGAGGAGGGCUUCUUUUGUGGUUUCUUCUUCUCUUUCGCACUAACAAAUACACAAUUCAAAGCCAAAAGCAGAGACCCAAAAUCUUCCCUCCCACUACGUUGGUGGUGAGUGGAUCGAUCGGAGUGAUAUGGAGAUUGGAGUAGUGUGUUCUUUACAAAGGUAGAGAGGUUUGUGUAGAAAUGGAGACCAAGUUUCCACUCCCCUUUACACUUUUGCAGUCUUUGAAAAGCACAAAUAUAUUUAAUAUGCAAAGCUAGCCAGCCAUUGGGCAGCUGCUACUCAUCAUAUGUGCUUAAUAUAUCGAUCUCAACUUUCCCUUUUUCUCUAUUUAUUAUUUCAAAGGUUGGAUUAAUACCAUGUCCGGAUGUAUGAGGGUCAAAUCGUACCGGAGGUUGUACCGAGAGAAGUUAUUGAUAGAGUAUUUAGAGCUGAAAUUGGGAUCAAACCGUUUCAUAUUGCUGAAAAUCUCUUUCCCGAUUCAUGCUCGGAUAAAAUUAAUUCUAUGAAAUAAAUAAUGACCCAUAUUAAAACCAAUACGAUAAAAUGCGUCCAAACUUGUUUACAAGAAUGAUAACAUAACUGUAACUUAUAUUGGUAGUCCCUAUUCUUUCCCAAAAAAGAAUAAAAUGGUAAUAAUAAUGUUAAAACUCUUAAUAGAAAUGUUUGUAUUUUCCAUUUAAAACAAUAUAUUAAUGGAAAAUAGAAAUUCCCAUGAAUUAUUAUUUCCCUUCUUCAGGAAAAGCGGUGCUUUUUUAUCCAUCUCCUUUGCACUAACCAAGUAACCAUUGUCAGAUAAAGCACAUUAUCACAAAAGAAAAACAAAGACCAUCAUCAUAUCAGAUAAAGUUGGGAAAUUUCUGCAUGGAAGCAAGGAACCGAUUUCUUGGAUCUGAUGAAAUCCACUCAUUUCCUUCCCAAUAACAACUCCAUAAUUGAAAUUAAAAAGAAAAAAGACAAGCUGGAGUUAACCAAAAAAAACAACAAAUAUUGAGGCUUCUGAGUAUAGAUCAACCAACCUGCAGAAAGAUGAAGUCAGUGUAUUGGGAUGCUUCAAUCAUCAUUUGAUAAUUGGACUAAUAGAAAUGUUACAUAAUG